Messenger RNA from Tricharina praecox, 1941 nucleotides. RefSeq names its product carboxylase:pyruvate/acetyl-coa/propionyl-CoA. The transcript is spliced from 2 exons. The record is from RefSeq and is a predicted model, not a curated record. Gene Ontology annotation, molecular function: metal ion binding; ATP binding. Lineage: Eukaryota; Fungi; Ascomycota; Pezizomycetes; Pezizales; Pyronemataceae. Bases 1 to 1941 code for a protein of 646 amino acids.
AUGUCACCGCUCUGGAGCGUCCCACCAUCGCGACCCACAGGCCGCAUCCGCAAGCUUCUCGUAGCCAACCGCGGCGAAAUUGCCAUCCGCAUCCUGCAAGCCGCCCGCGAACUCAACCUCGAAACCGUAACGUUGCACACCUCCAGCGACACGACACACACCUUCCACGCGCACUUCUCUCACCUGCUGUCCAGCGUCAGCGGCUACCUCGACAGCGCCCUGAUCCUUUCCCUCGCCUUGCAGUCCGGCUGCGACACGAUCCACCCCGGUUAUGGCUUCCUCUCGGAGUCCUCAUCGUUCGCGCAAGCGUGCGCAGACGCAGGAAUCCGCUUCGUCGGCCCCGACCCGCGGGUGCUGGAAGUCACUGGGAGCAAAACGCUUGCGCGGGGGCUGGCGGUAGAGUGUGGUGUGCCCGUGCUGCAGGGGCUGCACGAGGCGACGGAUGAUCUCGAGGUUGCGCGGAGGUUUGCGGAGCGCCUGGGGUGGCCGGUGGUGGUCAAGGCGGUUGAUGGCGGGGGCGGCCGCGGGAUCAGGUUCGUAAACGCGGCUGGGGAGUUCGUGGAUGCGUUCCGUCGCGCUUGUGGCGAGUCGCCGGCUGGAAAGGUUUUUGUGGAAAGGGCGGCGGCAGCGGGGGCUAGGCAUGUGGAGGUCCAGGUGGUGGGUGAUCUCCAUGGGAAUGUACAACCCGUGGGCACGAGGGAGUGCUCGGUCCAGCGGCGGUUCCAGAAGGUGGUCGAGUUCGCGCCGUCGCUGGUGCACGCGGAGGUGCUGCGGGAUCUAGCGAAUGACUCUGUGCGUAUGGCGCAGACGAUGAACUACUCAUCGCUGGCGACAUUUGAGUGGCUCGUUGAUCCCACGACUACUCCGCCGGCAGCGUACUUUCUCGAGAUCAACCCACGCUUGCAGGUCGAGCAUACGGUUACGGAAGCGGUGCAUGGCGUGGAUCUGGUCAAGCUACAGCUGCAGAUAGCGCAGGGCCACCCACUCACUAGCACCCUACUCCCUCCACCCCGCGGCCAUGCCAUCCAGCUCCGGAUCACAGCCGAAGACCCGUCCAAAAACUUCUCCCUCUCACUCGGCCGGAUCAGCCGGUUCGUGCUGCCGACCGGCAACGGCGUACGAGUAGACACGCACUUGCGCUCAGGGACACCAGUGAUCAUCGGCCCCGACUUCGACUCGCUGCUUUGCAAGAUCAUCGUUCACGGCGAGACCUGGGAGUCAACCGUGAGCAAGGCGCGUCGCGCCCUCGAAGACAGCGUCAUCGACGGCGUCGCAACAAACAUCCCGCUCCUCCGGGGGAUCCUGGCGAGCGACGACUUCCGCGCCGCGGACGUGGGUAUCCGCUGGCUGGAGACGAACAUCCACAACCUACUACUACCUCCCCGCCAAUCAUCCUCACUCUUCGCCCCGCCGUCGACAUCCCCACACUUCCCCACCACCAGCGCGGCUGUCGGCGCCCCCAUGCUCCGCAAAGACGACGCCUGGGCCGUCCACCUCUCACCCAACACGGCACCGGAGCACAUUCAAAAACACCACGUGACGAUCUCGCGGCUGCUGCAGAACGACUUCCCGAACUCGCUCGCCGCCGAGGUGACAUACACCACGGCCGCAUCCGUCAGCACGUACAAGCUGCUGCUCAACAAGACCGUGCUCGGCGCGGCUGUGGGUAGCCACCGCAAGGGCGAAGCUGCGCGACAGGACCACGUCACUGUACCGUUUGGUGGUGAGGUGGUAGAGGUCAAUGUACAGCACGGCGAUGAUGUGCACACGGGGGAGGUGCUCUGCGUCGUCAGGCAGAUGAAGACGGAGUUGGAGGUUAGGGCUGGUGUUGCUGGUAGGGUCAUCUGGGUCUGGGAGGUAAAGGUGGGAGCGAUCGUCGAGGGCGGGGAGUUGGUCUGUGAACUGGAUAUCGGUAUUGGACAGGCGGAGGCGAAGUUGUAG